This is a messenger RNA of Nerophis lumbriciformis (worm pipefish), 958 nucleotides long. It is a transcript of the gene tnfrsf18, whose product is annotated as tumor necrosis factor receptor superfamily, member 18. NCBI's taxonomy places the organism in Eukaryota, Metazoa, Chordata, Actinopteri, Syngnathiformes, Syngnathidae. Gene Ontology annotation, molecular function: transmembrane signaling receptor activity; protein binding. Gene Ontology annotation, cellular component: membrane; external side of plasma membrane; CD40 receptor complex. Gene Ontology annotation, biological process: immune response; apoptotic process; immune response-regulating cell surface receptor signaling pathway. The record is from RefSeq and is a predicted model, not a curated record.
AUGGUUUCUCUUCAUGCCUCAAUAGCAGCUCUUUGGAUUUUAAUAUGCAGUUGGACUUUAGAAUUUGCUGCAGGCUGCGAGACUCCUGAGAUCAAUGGGAGAUGCUGCAACCUUUGCCCCCCAGGAACACAUCUAAAGGAGUUCUGCACAGACACAAACCAGACUGUCUGUAGUCCGUGUCCUAGUGGCUUCUUCUCUCAACAACCUAACGUCUUUGACCGAUGUAAAAAAUGUGUGCUGUGUCAAGGUGAUCACCAAGAACAAGAAGAGACAUGUUCGCCAAUUGCAAACGCAAAGUGUUCGUGCAGCCCCGGUUUCCUGUGUUCCAACGAAGUGUGUUCUAAAUGCCAGGAAAAUAAAUGUGCUGUUGGUGAGAACGCAGUAAAGAAAUGGUCUGCUAUAGACUCCAUGCUGUACGAGUGCAAGCAAGCAUGUCCUGAUCAGGAAUAUUUUGACGUGGAAUUGAAUAUCUGCAGAGCCCGGACACAGUGCAGCAAAAAGGGACUUGUGGAGCAAUUUCCAGGAAAUAAUACCCAUGACUCAGUCUGCCUUGACCACGGCACAGAUGCCCUUUGUGUGACCCUGGGCAUCGCAUGUGCUCUGCUGUCUCUCAUUCUUCUUGCGAUUCUGUCUAUUGUCUGCAAAAAGAAGUAUAAAGCAGUGGAAGCUGCAGUUGACUCGCCAGUAAAACUGCCCAGCCUGUGUGAGUAUCACCUGUCACAAGAGGAGAGUGGAAUGCAUCGCCAGACUGAUUCUGACAAGAGUCCACUCCAGAAAAUAGUCAUAGAAAUAAAUGAAUUUAGGACGUCCAGUGAUUAAAGUCCUGUUGUAUUGUUACAUGUUUAUGUGCGUAUUUUAUGUUUUUUCUACAUGACUAUCUUUCUCUGCUGUUUACCAAACCUGAGGUGAAUCAGAGCAAGAAACAGACACAAAAGACACAUAGAGAAUCAAUAAAGUU